Molecule: messenger RNA, 6263 nt
Organism: Chara braunii
Lineage: Eukaryota; Viridiplantae; Streptophyta; Charophyceae; Charales; Characeae
Source: the annotation of a GenBank genome assembly
CCGUAGGUCAGUCAGUCAGGGGUCAAAGUCUACGUGGUGAGGUUUGGAACCACUAAUUCAGUUGUACACCUAUCACCAUGGUGGACUUGCGUAGUGGGAAAAGUACUAGCCCAUACACCCCUGAGCAGCAAGAGAAAAUGGCCGCCUUAGUGAGAGAAAACAAGGAGAGGAAAGAGCUCGAGAAGCAGGCGAAGUUAAAGGCUAUCGCGGAGGAGCAGGCGGCUAAGAUGAAGAGGUUGGAGGAGGAGAUGAAGGGGGUUCAACAGGAAGAGGAAGAGAGGAGAAAGGCUGCUGAAGAAGAAGCAGCAGCAGAAGAAGAAAAAAAAAGAAAACGUAUUGAAGGAGGAGAAGGGAGUAGUGGCACAAAGAGGGAUACAGACGCAGAGAUGGAGAAGAGGAUAAGUGAGUGGGUCGCUAAUUUAUCGUUGGGAGAAGACGAGGAGGCGGAGUCUUAUGUGACUCAGGAUGAGAGGGAUGCGCUAGCUAGUGAGCUAGCAGCAAUGGAGGACCCUAUGGAACGGCGAGAAAGGGAGGAGGAGCAGAAGUUGGCAUGGAAAUUGAGGAUGAAGAGGGAAAAGAAGAGGAGGAGAGAGGAAGUCAACAAACUGACCGCAGAGGUGGCGAAGGUGCAGGACUGUAGGAAAGAAGUCCAGGCCCAGACAGGUGAUAAGGCCAAAUGGGAUAAGGUAUUGGGAAUAGAGAUAGAGCCCGGCAGUAGAACUCCUAAGGGAGCAAUUUACCGGAUGCCUCCUAGAGAAUUAGAGGAGCUGCGCAAGCAGUUAGACGAGCUCCUCGAGAAAGGUUGGAUCCGUCCCAGUUCGUCUCCUUUUGGAGCCCGAGUUCUCUUUGUCCCCAAGAAGGAAGGAGAGCUUCGUAUGUGCAUAAACUAUAGGGGUUUGAAUGCGGUUACUGUGAAGAAUGUUGAGCCGCUGCCCAGGAUAGACGAUCUUUUAGAUCGGGUGCAGGGUUGCAAGUACUUCUCUAAGAUAGAUCUGAAGUCCGGAUAUCACCAGAUAGAAGUCCAUCCUGAUGACCAGUACAAGACUGCAUUCCGAACUAGAUAUGGGCAUUAUGAGUUUAUAGUGAUGCCCUUUGGACUGACUAACGCGCCAGAGACGUUUCAGCGAUGUAUGAACGAUCUGUUUAGGCCGUGGUUAGACAAGUUUGUAGUAGUUUAUUUAGAUGAUAUCUUAGUUUUUAGUAAGACCCUCCAGGAGCAUGAGGGUCAUCUGAGGCAGGUCUUGGAGAAGUUGAGAGAGUCAAACUUCAAGAUCAACGCGAAGAAGUGCGAGUGGGCCAAGACACAAGUCUUGUACUUGGGCCACGUAUUAGACGGGGAUGGGAUUAAACCUGAGGACAGCAAGAGAGCGGCAAUCCGAGACUGGCCGACGCCCCGCAAAUUGACAGAGUUGCGGUCAUUCCUAGGCCUAGCUAACUACUAUAGGAAGUUCGUGAGGAACUUCUCUACCAUCACCGCUCCCUUGCGCAGGUUGCGAAAGAAAGAGGCAAUCUGGCAAUGGGAUAAAGACUGUACGUCUGCGCUAAAGAGAUUAAAGUGCACGUUAAUAGAGUAUCCUGUCCUCAAAGUAGCUGAUCCGUCCUUGCCAUUUGUCGUCACCAUGGACGCGAGUCAGUAUGGUAUAGCCUACGUGUUGCAGCAAGACGACGGCAAUGGCUAUAGACCCGUAGAGUUCAUGUCAGCAAGGAUGCCCUCAGAGAAGGUAGCCACCUUGACGUAUGAGAGAGAACUCUACGCUCUCAGACAGGCUCUAGAGCACUGGAAGCAUUACCUGCUUGGGAGGCACUUCAAAGUGUAUUCUGACCAUGAAACACUUAGAUGGUUAAAGACCCAAGCCAAGAUGACACCUAAGCUAACUAGGUGGGCUGCUGAAAUAGACCAGUAUGACUUUGAGCUUAAGCCAGUGAAGGGCAAGUACAACGUAGUUGCGGAUGCUCUGAGUAGGAGAUCAGACUACUUUGGAGCCAUAGUACACUAUCUAGAUAUAGGGAGAGACCUGCAGGAGAAAGUGAAGCAAGCGUAUGCGCAGGACCCCAUCUAUAGUGACCUCCUAAAGAGAGUUAGCGAGGCCCUAGAGACUAAGCCAGAUUACCGCACUACCGAGGGAUUACUAUUUGAGAAGACUAAUGUGUUUGACCGCCUGUGCGUUCCCAACAGCGAAGAGAUCCGCAGUUUGAUUUUAGGGGAAUGCCAUAACACAGAGGGACACUUUGGUCGGCAAAACACAUUAGCCAAUCUGAUGCGUGCGUACACCUGGCCAGGGAUCAAGAAUGACUGCAUAGAGUAUGUUCGCAGUUGUAAAGUGUGCCAGAGGAAUAAGACUACUACACGCGUGCCCUUAGGUCUUCUCAGACCGCUGCCUAUUCCUGAUCAACCUGGAGACUCAGUGUCCAUAGACUUCAUGGAUACUCAGGUCAAGAGUAGGCAUGGCAAGAGCCAAGUCAUGGUCAUAGUUGACCGUUUUAGCAAGUAUGCCGUUUUUGUUCCCUUGCCCGCAGAGGCACGUACGGAUUUAGUGAUACAGAAGUUCUUUGACUUCUGGGUUAGUGAGAAUGGAAUCCCAUUGGCAAUAGUUAGCGAUAGCAAUAGAGACAGUCAUUUCACCAGCCAGAACUGGCAAGAACUCGUGAGAGUCUAUGGAUCUAAGCUAUUGAUGUCGUUUGGCCACCAUCCAGAGACAAACGGUCAGACUGAACAGAUGAACAAGAUCCUACAACAAGUUCUGCGCAUGUACAUUAGACCUGAUCAGAUCAACUGGGACGAGAUCUUGCCUAAAGUAGCUAGCGCAUACAACAACAGCGUGCAUUUGUCCACGUGUCGCACUCCCAAUGAGCUGCACAAGUCCUUUAGGCCUCGCAGACCAUUCGAAGGACUGAACCGGGAUCAGAUUCACAGGCUACCGCCCAGUACUGGGGAGUUUGCGAUACAGCACGAGAAAGAACUAGCAACAGUUGUAGAGAACCUCAGGAAGGCCCAGCACAGAAUGAUAGAACAGGCCAAUAAACAGUUUCAGGUAGGCGACUUAGUCUGGGUCAAGGCUAAAGAGUUUGCACCUGAGGAAAAGAUCUUGCAGAAGUUAUUGCCUGCAUGUAGAGGACCGUGGCCGGUUCUAGAAGUUAAGGGCGGAGAGGAUGGACCGUCCUACACUGUAGAGACUCCAGCACACCUCCACACGUACCCUGUGUUUCAUGCUUCAAAGCUGCUGCCGUGUGUCACAAGUCAACAGUUCCCUUCAAGAAGAUCCAUGAUCCCCCCGGAUAUGGAUGGAAGCUAUGACAUUGACGGCAUUGUAGAUGAAGAUGUCUUUAGAACAGGAGGUAGAGGUCGUCCACAGAAACAGUAUAAGGUCCGGUUUACUUAUCAGGAACCGGAGGACGACCGCUGGUUUACUAGGACAGAUCUUCUAGAAACAGCUCCCGACAUAGUCAGAGCCUUUGAGCGCGACAAGAAGGGUAAAGUGCCGCAAGUGGAGUGGUCUAUGGCGGGAGCAUGCAUUGGGAGUGCCACGUGGCACUUGACCAGUGGAACCCAGCGGAGAUCCGGAUGGGAAUCGCGACUGUCCCGCAGUGCUGACCGAACAGUGGACAAAGCUUCCGUGACGUCACUGAGGGGCGCCAUGCUGUCGUGGAGAUCGCUCUCAUCGACUCCCAGCCACGUCACCUCCGAUCGCUUGCUGGCACACAGGGGGGAAUCAGAAGCUGAGGUUGUGCUUGGCGAUGGGGCAUGUCGUCAUUCUCCCAGCAUGCUGGAGCAGCGAACACGUGUUGCGCCAACCGUGGAGCCCGGAUUACGGCGCGCAAUGUGCUCGGCGUGCAGCGCCACGUGGCAGCGGUGGAGGCUUCCGCAGGGGGAAACAGCUCCAAAGGCCACAGCAGGGCGGGCGCUGUCUGUCCCUUUUCCCGCCUCGGCCAAAGCUCACGGAUCCAGGCAGAGUACGGGGACGGAGGCCUGGGAGUGGGGGGGGUUGAGGAGGAGGAGCAGGGGAGAAAAAGAAAGCAGAUUCGGUGCAACAUGUGGCAGUACGUUUGGAAGUGCUGGCAAGCGGCGGGAAACAGCUGCUGCGUCCUCGUUGGGGAGGACGAACCAUCUCGAUGAGUCCGAGGCCGACAGGGACGAUAAUGCCGUCGAGACGACACAUGUCUCAUUGUCAUCGUCUUUCGAGUCCCACGUGGAGUCGGUCAUGGCGAAGGAGGGGGACAAGGAGGAGCGGAUGACGAGUAAUAGCCAGCAGCCCACACGGAGCUGGAAGGUGGCUAUGGUGGCCGCCGCCACGGUGUCCUUUGGAGUGCUCAAUCGUGUGACUUUCAAGCUGGCACUCGUUCCAAUGCAACACUACCCAUUUUUCAUGGCACAGAUCCUGACUCUGGCUUACGUUGCCGUGUACUUCUCAGUGCUAUGCGCACGGAAGAAAGCUGGUGCGGUGACAAACGCCAUGUUGAGCCUCCCGAAGACCCCUUUCGCAAUGAUGGGCUUUUUGGAAGCGAUGGGUUUAGUGUUGUCCAUGGCGGCAGGCGCCGUCUUGUCCGGUGCUGUCAUCCCUAUACUUAAUCAGGCUUUCCUUGUCUGGCAGUUGGCUCUGUCUAGAGUAUUCCUAAGUCGUCGCUAUUCCCUCGGGCAGCUGUUCGGCUGUGUGCUGGUGAUCCUUGGAGUUGUACAAGUAGCUUCGAGUGGCGGCGGCAGCACCGCCACCGAGCACUCGCUGCAGGCCGCAGGAUUGCUCUGGGCUUUGUUGCUGGUCCUCUCUACUGCCUUUCCUGCGGCAUCGAGUAUUCUCAAGGAAAAAGUUUUCAAAGAAGUGCCAUCGAAGUUGAACGGGCAGUCGUUGGACCUCUUUGUGGUCAACUCCUUUGGAUCGGGGUUCCAAGCGAUGUUCGUCUUCUUGCUGAUGCCUCUGCUUGCCAGUUUUAAGGGGAUCCGCUUUUCUGACCUCCCAUCUUAUCUCGUAAAUGGCGGCGCUUGCUUCCUGAACUAUGCUUCUUCCUCCCCCUCCUCUUGUGCAGGUGCCCCCUGGCUCCCUCUCCUGUACAUCGCAAGCAACCUCUCCUUCAACAUACUUGCUUUGCAACUCUUGAGAAUGUCGUCAGCUGUUGUCGCGUCUCUAGCCGUAGCCGUCUCUGUCCCGCUAUCCGCUGCUAUCUUUACCCUCCCGCUCCCUCUGCUCGGCGAGCCUGAGCCCCUUUCCCCGAGUUUCAUUCUUGGCGCGGCAGUUCUGGUUCUCGGUCUCUUGCUUUACCGCAGUCACGGCCAGUGUGAUCAAGACAUUGGCACACAGGAAGGUGAACUGCAUUUAUGUGUUGACUAUCGAGGGUUGACUGUCGUCAUUGUCAAGAAUGUCGAACCGCUUCCUCGCAUUGACGACUUACAUAAUCAGUUGCAGGGUUGCAAGUAUUUUAGUAAAAUUGAUAUGAAGUCUGGGUACCAUCAGAUUGAGGUGGAACCCGCGGGAGCGCUACUGGGAGCGCUGCGUCCAGUCCGAUUAGGCGUGUUCAUACGGCACGUGCGCGAAGAUGGAGGUGGGCAUGGCGGGAUGAUGGUGAGAUCAGGGCAGCGACCUACAGCGGGUUUACGGUUGAGAUUCAUCUGGACUUGCAUUGUUGACAAGUGUCUUCACGAUCUGGGUCCAUUGCAGAGUGCUCUGAUGGACAGGAUGUACCACGUUGUUGACAGUAUGACACAGUUGGCAAUAAGGGUCCUUCCAAAGAGGGAUGAGUCGGAACGCUUGGACCGCCUGGUUUCGACAUUUCGGAGAACUUACGGGGGAAUCCGUAAGAACAACAAUUAUGUAGUCUCUGGACAACAGGUUUCGACAUUUCGGAGAACUUACGGGGGAAUCCGUAAGAACAACAAUUAUGUAGUCUCUGGACAACAGGUGAAGAGAAAGUUGGAACAGCGGAUAAAUUACUGUUGGUUGAAUCGUUAUGUGGACCUUGGUCCUCUGCCAUAUUAAUGGGCACGUACGUACGUAUUUGUACACGAGCACGUCAUCGUGGAUAGGAGGAAUAAGAUGCAUACAAAAAACCGAAACGAAAAUAAUACACCUCAAAAUAUUCAUAUAUAGAUAUAUGAAGAAGAGUAAUAUAGUGUCAAGUAGAAAAGAAAAAAAAAAAGAAAAACAAAGAGGACAUAGUGCAACAUAAAGGACGCAGCCACAUUGCGAAGCACAAACGAUAAAAAAAAAAAAAAGUUGGUUCGUUUUUUUUUUUUUCAACGCGUUUAUCGAGGUUAAUCAAUGUUAAUUCACAUC